This is a messenger RNA of Hypoxylon trugodes, 2564 nucleotides long. Its product is annotated as FYVE-domain-containing protein. The coding region runs from base 371 to 2179 and encodes 602 amino acids. Lineage: Eukaryota; Fungi; Ascomycota; Sordariomycetes; Xylariales; Hypoxylaceae. The transcript is spliced from 4 exons. The record is from RefSeq and is a predicted model, not a curated record. Gene Ontology annotation, molecular function: metal ion binding.
UAGCAACAUCAAUCCUCCGUACUGUCACCUCAAUUCUUAUCCUCCCCACUGAAACUUAGGAGUCGCGUGUCGUCGAGUCAACCUUAACUUGCGACACGGCGGGAAAAAAAAAAAAAUUUAUAUACAUUCAUCAAUUGUUCAUUCUCUCUUUUCCCACUAGAAAACCUUACUGAUUAUAUGUUGCGAGGCUUGAGCGCUUGGGAAUCUAAUAAAAGCCUUAUAUCAAAUGUUAUCCGGUUCGAACGUUGUACUUUCCAUCGAAUACGAUUAAAUCUGUAGGAGUCUUCGGAGGAGCUAUUGUAUCCUCCGCGCUUCUAUGAUCUCCCCACCGGCAUCCCUUAAAUCGACGUAAACGAGUUCGAGUUAUACGAUGUCUGACAAUAAUGGCGCGGACUCUACGCCAUCCCUUUCGAGAGAUAGUGCCUCCGACAUAAGCGACACCGAGUCCGGAAGUUCAUAUAUCGGGAGUGCCGCGCCAGAUACACCCGCCUGUCCUUAUCAGAACGCCGAGUUCUUCGGGCAAGAGUGCUCUCGAUACCACGACUGUCCGACACAUCUGGCCGAAAGAAAUACAGACGAGAAUAUUGGGAAUUUCGAGGCGUCUGUACCAAUCGAAACUACAUCAUCGCAAGCUCAAGACUCGGCGGCAAAUGGGGCGAUUACAGAAAACUUGGAUGUCGGGUUAGAUGGGGCAAGCACAUCAGCGCCAGAACAAGCUUUAGCUUCGGGUACACAACUAAUACAGCCCGAAGCCAAUAGUUCCUCGUCAGGAGAAGGUUCAACAUCGCAAGUAGUAUCACGUGCAGAGGCGGGUCCCGUCACGCAGGAGGAGGGAAUUACUCUUAGAGAAGCUUUGGAUCAAACUGCCGAAUCGCUUAGGGGAUUAUCUGCUGGGCUUGGCGUGCCCUCUCGCUCUAGCCAAAGUUCAAGAUCACAACUGAGGGAUACAAGCCAAGGUGCUGGAGAAGCUCCGGAGACGGUGUCAGAACUCCGGCCGUCUUCGAGAUUGAACCCGAUAGCACCACCAUUUUCACCACGGCCGGAAAGGAGAGCCCCACAAGAACUAAGUCUUCCGAGAUGGCAACCGGAUAGUGAGGCGACCUUCUGUCCAAUAUGCCGUACCCAAUUUAGCUUUUUUGUUAGGAAGCACCAUUGCCGGAAAUGCGGUAGGGUUGUAUGUAAUUCAUGCUCUCCGCAUAGGAUCACUAUACCACAUCAAUAUAUUGUACGGCCGCCUGGCGAACGGAGUCUACAUCCAUAUUCAUUUCUCGGAGAUGAAGGCCGUCUUACCGACUUUAGUGAUCUCGGAGGUGGUGAACAGGUCCGGCUUUGCAAUCCCUGUGUCCCGGAUCCGAAUACUACACCACCUCAAACUCAGCACUCGCCAAGUCCAUUCUCUCCGAGGGCAGCACACCAACGAUCCCAAAGUAGUUCUAGUACUCACUAUAAUGGUGAUAGUGGUGUUCAUCACUACCCACCAUACUUAGUGCCGCCGAAUCCAACGCCUGACGCUUACGCUAGAAGCCGAAGCGUCACUAUGAAUUCCAGUGCGGGCUCAUCGAGGAUUGCUCAUAGUACUUACUUGCCUCCUCAGAGCCGGAUCAUAACCGGGACUCCCCCAACCUAUUACCCGUCGCCAUAUUCGGGCAACUCGGGAUAUCGUCAUCCCUCUCUCUUAGGCCACCGCUUCCCCGGUGCUUCCCUCGUUGAUCUGGCUGGCCCGUCUUCUUCGUCCUCGGCAGCAGCAAUGAAUCGCCCAUUACCACCCCCACCACAAAUCCCCGAAGAAGACGAGUGUCCAAUAUGUCAUCGUGAGCUACCCUCUAGGGAUUUACCUAAUUUCGAAGCUCGCAGAGAGUCGCACAUAGAUUCAUGUAUAAUGGCCCAUAGCGCUUAUAACCCGCCGCCUGAUGCCAUGGGGAGACCUGUCGGCCGCGGGACAUCCGGAACAACUGCACCUCGAUACUUUCGCAGGACAGGUAUGUUUCCGUAUUUGGCAACGGAAAAAGAUUGCGUUGACUCUGCGGAAUGCACAAUUUGCCUCGAAGAAUUCGAAGUGGGCGUUCCGAUGGCUCGUUUGGAAUGCUUAUGUCGGUUCCAUCGAUCUUGUAUCACCGAAUGGUUCGUCGACCAUCCCGGCCGAUGCCCGGUACAUCAACACGAUACUUUUGGUUUUUGAGUGGACCAUUUAGAGCAAUGAUAGCUUCUUUCCCAUUCACAUACCUCUACUACCCCUCCACUUAUCAGACAGUCUCGUCUCAUUUGUUACGAUUGCAUCAAUUCCUUGCUUUAGGGAUUAUAACGGAAGCCUUGGUUAGGUAUAAUCAUCUCGGGCAAUAGGGGUUCGGUGGCGUAGCAUUGCUUCACACUCUUUACAAGUAUGCAUUUUAUUGCUAAUCAGGUCCAGCGUCGGGACUUAGCAAAGGUCCCCUCUCUUCCCUAGAUGCAUGUGGCCUUACGUCACUACAACGGUUUGGAGUUUGGCGCGCGGCUGAGUCGUUUUAGCGGUUUUGAAUAGAUAGGUAUAUACCAUUGAACCAUUUUCGUUACAAGUUUAAAAUAUU